Molecule: messenger RNA, 1040 nt
Organism: Odocoileus virginianus texanus
Lineage: Eukaryota; Metazoa; Chordata; Mammalia; Artiodactyla; Cervidae
Source: RefSeq, a predicted model, not a curated record
AUGAUCAAUGUGGAUUGGGCAGUCUUGCCUGCAUCUUUAUGCCGUCUGGAUCACAUGGCCCACAGUGUUGUCGAAUCUGGAAAAAGCAGACCGAAAAAGUUAUCAACCUUCCCUAGGAAGAGAGAGUUUCAAGGAAGUUCAGGUUUCUUGGAAGCAAUAGAAAGGUGUAGGCUCACUGCUGGCACGCGGGGUGCGUGUUCCGUACGUGGGUGCCCCAUUCCUGCUGGGCAGCAAAGACGGCUUCCAAGAGGAGACCUGCUGUGGUCAUCCAUCCAUGGGAGGCCAGAGUCUACCCUCGCAGAGGCUGUGGUGACGAGGAGACAAGAAACCCCGGCCCCCACAAAGCCCUGGAUCCCAUGCUGCCAAUGGGUUGCUGAUCUUGGUCAGGUUUCCUCCAGAACUCUCAACCAACCGGUUGAAGUUUACCCCUUCUGCCUCUGGGUUACAAAGUAUCCUUUUCACUGGGACUUGGAAGGUGUUGUCCAAAGCUCUUCUCCCGCCUCCUGGAGCUCCUCAGAAAAUGUUCUGCCUGAUCCAUUGCUGCCUGACCCUGGAAAGUGGUCAGGAAUGAGGAGGACCCUGGAGCCAGAAGAUUGGGAUUCACUUUCUGGAAGCUGCCUGUGGCUUGUCUUCUGCUGGGAGAACCUUCCUAGUGCACUGCAGUGGAGGAAAGUGACAGGAAUGGGGGCGACGGUACCAAUGGCAGGGGCAACAGAAACAGCCGGGCACCUCUGCCCUCAGUCCCUACCUUUUGCUCUGCCUACAUGCAGAGGCAGAGGGGAGAGGACAGCUGUCUCAUCAAACAAUCUCCUAUGCAAAAUCAUCCCUCCAGCUCCCCAAAGCUAAGUGAAUUUUCAGAAGACGAAUUAUUAUGUAAUUGGCUCCAUUUAGUACCUGGAAAAGAGAGGGAACUAUCAAUAUUAUUGGCGCAGUUUGGUAGGGCAGAUUCUGGAAACCUCAUUUUCUUGUUUCCCCAAGUGCGUGCGUGCUCAGUCAUGUCUGACUCUUUGUGACCUCAUGAAUUGUAGCCUGCCAGGCUC